Messenger RNA from Symbiodinium natans, 1131 nucleotides. Lineage: Eukaryota; Dinophyceae; Suessiales; Symbiodiniaceae. The record is from the annotation of a GenBank genome assembly.
AUGGCCUCCUUUUCGUAUGCAAAUGGAGAUGAGCCUGGCGAGUUCUCUGAGGGUCUCUUCAUCUGUCUCGUCGUUGGCUCCCAGCUUGGGCUCUUUGUCGUCAGCUCUAUGGGUGCCAAGCAUGCCAGCUUCCAAAGCGAAGAUGAGACGCAGAAGGCCUACACGAUGUUCUACAACGCGGCCUUGAUCCUGAACCUGGUGAUGGACAUCGCUCUCCAAACCUACUUGAGCUACCUUCAGAUGGUGGGAGUUGGUGCUCACACUUCGGACGGGCGCCUGCUGGGUAGCCUGGACAGCCCGCAGCAAAUCUUCGAGUCAUAUCCAAUCCAGAAAUCGGUUGGCAAACUGCUCUUCGUGUACUGUUGGCCUUGCACUUUCUUCGUCCCCUUCCUGGCAGAGCCCCUGGCGGUGCAGUGGCUGCCAAAGCACCUGGGCCAGUACAUCGUGGGAGCGAACAAGAAGAUCCAAGGAGAGAACGCCGAGAAGGCCCUGGAGUUGGGCGAGAUGGAACAAGGCCGGUACGCCGAUUGCAUCUUCAACGUGAUCCUCAUGACCUGUAUUCCGUUCAUUUCUCCGGCUUAUCUCGCUAUGACACUGGCUGCGUUGCUAUUCUCCCAUGCUUACCUCUACAUCUAUGACCAGAUCAAGGUGCUUCGCUAUGUCCGCAAGUUCAACUUCAGCGAUGCUGAGGUGCACUGGCUGGGCAUGCAGCUCUUUGCCAUUCCAUGCAGCAUAUUGGCCGGUGCCUUGGUUUUCAAGACCAACCAGAUGUCCAGCAAGUCGGAUGAAUUGGGAUCCGGAUACCUAAAGGGAAGCUCGCUGCUCAUCGUCGUGGUCGGCGCGGCAGUGGUCCACUUUGUGCUGCACCUGCUCCUCCUGGAGUUCGUAGUGAAACCCAUGGGUGAGGAGCCCGGCUCGAAAUCAUCAACCCCGUACAAGGAGGCCGCUUGCAGCUGCCCCGCAACAUUCCUCUCAACAAAUCCUGUCUUCUGCCUCCGGUCGAAAUACGUCUUGGGCCACAACCCACCUCAGGCGAUGUACUGUCCGGGGAAGGAGCACCUCAUGCAGCCAAACCCGUCGUGCCCUGCCUACUACCAGGGCCCAUCGAGCAAGUCUGCAGCCAGCAAGUGA